CACGUCCACAAUUCUUCAAAGACAGGACCUGACCCGAGUCACAGACCCGAAGAAUUGGGAGUUGCAACCAUUGCCAUGUCAACUAUGACAUUAGUAGUGAUCUUCCCUAAACCCUAUCUUGCUUCACGGGGAAACCUCACAUACUUGUGCUGUCGGUUUGUCGGCCGUGAUUCUUUGUUGAGUUGCCCCACUACAUCUUGGACAGACACAACCGUGACGGCAGAGUUCAUCCUCUUAGCUUGUUCAAUGAGACAAGAGUACAGAUGAGCUUCGGAUAACAUAGUCGAACACUUUGCAUUCGAACACGCUCACUCUGGAAGUUGCCCAUGUCGAUCGACCUCAACUGGGAGACAGUCACAGGUGGCCCUGACGGGCAGGAGCUGGCCGAGCGGAUUCGUGAUUUCAUUCACACCAAGUUCCAGUCGGUGCCUCUGCCCCGGUUCAUCAAGUCCGUUACAGUCCAUGAUUUCCAGUUUGGCAAAAUCCCUCCGGAAAUCGAGCUCAAGGACAUCACCGACCCACUGCCGGACUUUUACGAGGACAAUGUGGACUCGGAUCUCGCAUCUGACUCGGAGGGCGAGGACAACGGCGCGGAUAACAACGGACAGGUUGAGGAUGAGCGGCGCCGGCGACCGGUCGAGUCUGAUAUUUUGGCGAGCCGAGCUCCAAACCCAGGGCAUUCUCCGCCGCACCUGAUGUUCGGCAGUCCUGGUGGCACUGGAGUCGGGAGCUUGCGCAACGCGGAUACCGGCAGCCCGUUCUUCCGCGUCCCAACACCAGGCAUCCCCGGCGGGACAUCCAACUUACACUACUUCCACCCACAUUUAGCAAGCGGUCUCUCUGGAACGCAAACGCCGCUCGCCGCAGUCGCCGGCGCUCAGCACCGUAAUACUGCCAACUGGCUAGAGGGCCACGGACACAGUUCGUCAGUGCCGAAUCUACACCACUUCUCCAACUACGGCGGCAUCGACGGGAGCGCCCGGCAGUGCCCUGAACCAAACCAUAGCCGCAACCCAUCCCAGAGCUCCAUCUCCAUCGCCGACUUCGAUCCCACCGUGAACCUUGUCCCGCCAUCAUCCACCACCCUCGGCAUCCACUCUCUCAAAGAGAAACACAGCGUCUCGACCCUAGCCCCAACCUCAGCCAACGCCUCCCGCCCACCAACCCGUGACGCAGCAGCAACCCUAAUGGGCUCCGCCAUCGCCGACGACGACACCGACCAAGACUCCAACCACCACGCCACGGCCAGCAACAACACCGGCAGACGCGCGCAGCAAGAACAGCAGCAACAGCAAGAAGAAAGCGACCAGCCCCGCCUCCGGGAGCGCCGCCUCGAGGAUAUGCAGGCCGUUUUCCGGAUUUCCUACGCCGGCGACGUCAAGCUGCUCUUGACGGCCGACAUCCUGCUCGACUAUCCCAUGCCAAGCUUCGUCGGCAUCCCCGUGCGGCUGAGCAUCACCGGGUUAACGUUUGACGGUGUGGGCGUGCUGGCCAAGAUCAGGAAGAGGGUCCAUUUCUGUUUCCUGAGCCCCGAGGACGCGGUCGCUGCUGUUGGGGACGACAGCAUGGCCUCGUCUGAGUCUGAGGGGCAACACGGGCAGGCGCAGCAGCCGGGUCAGCCCCCGGGUGUGGCGGCGAGCACGAAGUUGGGGGGUUUGCUGCAGGAGAUUAGGGUGGAGAGCGAGAUUGGACAGCGGGAGAGCGGGAAGCAGAGCCUGAAGAAUGUGGGCAAGGUGGAGAGAUUUGUGUUGGAGCAGGUGAGGAGGAUAUUUGAGGAGGAGUUUGUAUACCCAAGCUUUUGGACGUUUUUGGUGUAGAACACUGGUGCGUGGAAUGGAAGGCGCCGGCACUCAAGGGGCCUGUGGGACGAGCGUCUCUAAGAGAGCGUGUUCUUAAACCCUUGGUACGCCGAGUUGAUAUCCAGCUCUAACUCUCGGGCUUGCUCCUCGCUCAACUCCUCCGUCGCCUUCAUCUGGUUCAACGUGAUGAGCCACUGCACGAUCUUUCCCCGGUUCUCGAAGUCCCUGUCUGUGACUUUGUUCACUGACUGGAUCACGUCGGUCAGGAGCGGGUGUAGUUGGUCUUUGGCCAGCAGGCCCAAUCGCAGCGCAUCCAGAAACGUGAUGAAAUCUUGGGUCGCCUCCAGAAUCAGCGCCCCGCUGGUGUUACCCACCGCAGGUUGUGCAUGAAGAGCGCUGGAGCUUGCUGUCACGGCAGUGGACGGCAUCCCAACUCGAAUUCGCUCUGUCGCGCGGGGCAC
Molecule: messenger RNA, 2260 nt
Organism: Parathielavia appendiculata
Lineage: Eukaryota; Fungi; Ascomycota; Sordariomycetes; Sordariales; Chaetomiaceae
Exons: 1
Coding region: 327-1817 (496 amino acids)
Biological process (GO): mitochondrion organization; phospholipid transport
Cellular component (GO): ERMES complex
Molecular function (GO): lipid binding
Source: RefSeq, a predicted model, not a curated record